AUGUCAGAUGAGCACGAGGAAGUUAGGACCAAAUGCGCGAUGCUUCAGAAACCCGUUCCGAGGGUAAAACGGCCAAACGCAGUCAACCGACCGGCUCAACAUUUGAACGCAAGCUUGAAUGAGAAAGAAAUAUGCCAAGUACUAGUCCACAUUGCACCUUGUGCCACCCUCAACACACAUCUCACCGCUUGCAGGAGUCGACGAAAGAAAUGUUACCAGUCUCGUCAGGGUACGAGUUGCAGUUUUUGCAUUCAGCGAAACUUGACGUGUUCUGCUAGUCGUCAAGCGACGCAGUCUGUCAUCAUAGCCUACGAACCUCUUGUCAAUCGUCAGGGUACCAUCACAGCUCAGACUUCAGCUGCAUUUAUUCCGGAUCAAGCCUUGUGCGAGGAACUGGUAGAAUUGUAUUUUCGGUAUAUCCACGUCUCCUUUCCCAACAUAUUUCAUCAGGCAACAUUUACAGCAGCUGUCAAAGAUGGUUCCGUGCCCAAGAUCCUCUUCUUUGGAGUUAUCGCUCUCUCUGCUCGGUUCUCGUCACAUCAGAGCCUCGCUGGUAUUGAUGUAUGGGCUCGCGGCCGCCCUUAUGCCAGGGAAGCGGAGAGACUCCUUGACUUGCACGAGAUAUCUUUGACAACUGUUCAGGCAUGCAUUUUAUUGGCGGCCAACUUUGUGAAUGAAGGGGAGCCAAGCACAGAGUCUAUCUACUAUGCCAUCGCCUGUCGAAUGGCUAUGUUGAUUGAUCUCCCCAAUGUUCCAGUAAUGACGCAAAUUGAGCGAGAAGUAAAUCGCAGAGUCUGGUGGUCUUUGAUCACAUCAGAUACCUGGAUAUCCUCUGCUCUUUGUCUUCCGAGGACAAUCAAGCCAAGGGAGGAAGUUCCGCUGCCAAUGAGCGAAUUGACCUUUGCACAACUUCAGCCAGGUGACCUGGCAGAGCUGGGCCCCUCCAUCGACAUAACAUUGACUGAAAGAGAGGAUGUUCACUUUUCGGUGCUUGCUCAUAUGGUGAGACUUAACAGUCUCUUAAACGACAUCAACAAUCUCUGCGUCACAAUUGUAGCCGAACAACCAAAUACCGAAACGGCCGAAAACCUGAUACAUCCUCUAUCUAUGUCUCUUGACGAUUGGGUAUCUCAGAUGCCGCCUCAGAUGCAGUACACCGAAGCCAACUUAAAAUACUGGGCUGGCAAAGGAUUCGGGCGUAUAUUUAUAAGCCUCCACAUCAACUACAACCAUGCUGGGCAGCUUCUCUUUUACCAAUUUCUGCAUCUCAGCGAAACUGCUGCUGAAGAAAUGCCCGUCAAUUCUGCACACAUUAAUGCUAGAAAGUGUAAAAGUCAUGCUGCAAACAUUUGCAAAAUUGUAUCUCAGGCAAAGGAGCGACCAGAUACUGAUGUCCUAUACUCCCUACUCGGACAUGUUCUUGUGCUCGCUUCAACAACACAACUUCACACUGUGCUUUUCAGUGCCGACAACAAAGAGAUAUCGAUGGCAAAAUCUCGCCUCGAGUCUAACUUUGAGGCACUUACAACUCUUCGUUCGUACUGGCCUGUUGUGUCAGCUUCAAUCGGUCGAUUGAGAGCCUUUCACAAUGCCUGCCUAAAAAGCACAAAUAGUUCGUUUCGUCUAGAUCGUUGGAUGUUACAGUUUAUACUGGAGUUUUCCAAGCCUAUAGAGGAAAAGAUUGAGGACUCUGAUUCCCGGGAGAGGGAUCAAUUAGCUCUUGAUCGUUUAAGGCAAUCUCUCAAGACAUAA
Ilyonectria robusta is the source of this 1752-nucleotide messenger RNA. RefSeq lists its product as uncharacterized. Gene Ontology annotation, cellular component: nucleus. The record is from RefSeq and is a predicted model, not a curated record. The coding region runs from base 1 to 1752 and encodes 583 amino acids. Gene Ontology annotation, biological process: DNA-templated transcription; regulation of DNA-templated transcription. Gene Ontology annotation, molecular function: zinc ion binding; DNA binding; DNA-binding transcription factor activity, RNA polymerase II-specific. NCBI's taxonomy places the organism in Eukaryota, Fungi, Ascomycota, Sordariomycetes, Hypocreales, Nectriaceae. The transcript has 3 exons.